Molecule: messenger RNA, 588 nt
Organism: Colletotrichum graminicola M1.001
Lineage: Eukaryota; Fungi; Ascomycota; Sordariomycetes; Glomerellales; Glomerellaceae
Exons: 3
Coding region: 1-588 (195 amino acids)
Source: RefSeq, a predicted model, not a curated record
AUGCUUUAUUCAAAGAUCCUCAUGGCUGCCAUUACUGGCAUGUCCUGUGUGGCAGCCAUGCCAGCUGAUCCCGCCAAAGAUGUUGAAGUCUUCCGCCGAGGCGAUUGUCGCGAUGACCGAGAUGACCUCUACUGUGGCCGGAGCGUCACUGAGUUUACUAAAUACGAUUCGAACAACAGGCUCUGCUACAAUGACGGAACGAACAGGCUUUUCUGUGCCAUUCGCGAGCAGCAGCAACUGGCCUAUGAGAUUCUACGGGAGUGGCAGAGAAUUCAGUUGUGUGGACUGAACCAGUACUAUGCCUUUAGAGCGCAGCGCUGCGAGUGCUACCGCCGUCGUGAUGGCGGUAGCGAUAGAGACCGCUGCGACCGUGACGACGAUUAUGGCCGUGACAACCACGACCCUAACUGCAAGGGUGAUGACAUUGCUUUCUGCGCCGCAAACGAGUAUCUGAUCAUCACCUAUGACCGUAACAACCUCCUUUGCGACAGAAACACAGGCAACUACGUCUUCUGUGCCAGCAGGGACCGCGGUGCUGCCCGUGAUAAGGCUGAAGACCACUUCCGUGGUCGCCGUAACAAGCAGUAG